Talaromyces atroroseus is the source of this 1275-nucleotide messenger RNA. RefSeq lists its product as hypothetical. The record is from RefSeq and is a predicted model, not a curated record. Bases 1 to 1275 code for a protein of 424 amino acids. NCBI's taxonomy places the organism in Eukaryota, Fungi, Ascomycota, Eurotiomycetes, Eurotiales, Trichocomaceae. The transcript has 2 exons.
AUGUCCUUUCCUCAAGACCGCCGGCGCCGGGUAGGGCCAGCCGGGCUCGGUUUCAGCUCCACGGGCAGACGAACGUUUAUGGGCUACUGGGUACCAUUGGCAGUGACUGUUGGUGUCGCGACAAUCAGUAUAGCUGCUUGGAUUUGGAGCGAGAGGCAGGAACAUGAGGAUGAUGGUGAUGACGAGGGCCACGGCCAUGAUUAUCCAGAUGACUUGCACCAACCCCCAUACCCGCCUCCGCCAGCAGGUUAUGAAGGUGGACCAUCAGCAGACUUUGCGAGAUCAGCGCCCACCGAUACGCACCAGGAUGAUGGAAGUGUCAUUGCGCGAAUGCAAGGCGCAUUACGCCGAACGCCCAGUCCGCAGCAAAUCUUUGAUGGCGCAAGCAAACGAGUCGCUGCUGGAAUGGCAGCCGCGGGCGCCAUGGUUGGAGGCGCGCUGAGCUCCAUCAGAGAAGAACGUGGUGAUUUCGAAGACCACUCGCGUUGGUCUGAAGAGGCCGAUUUGCGGGCCGUAAGUGCAGCUGAUGCCGGCGCUCAAAGUGCGCCUUCCUCUUCUGCAAAGGCGAAGAAGACAGUCGCUAUUGUCGUUUCAUCCGUGUCCUUGUCUGAUGACCCGGAUGACAUUACCUUGUCUGAACAUGCGUCCAUUCUUUCUCACCUCCCUUCGCACGUCGACUCGGAUGUCGCUCGAGUCUUUGUUCUCAUCUACGCCCCAGAGCUAAAGCACACUAUUGGUCUUCAAUCAUCCGCCCGACCUACGCCAUCCGUGGACUCUUCAUAUUCUAACAUUGCACCCGAAGAAGCAGCCGGAGCUACUGAUGCAUCCGGAAGUGAAUUGACAAGCGUUGAACCUCGGGCAGUUGCCGACGAACUCGAAUCUGCCGGCCGCCUCUUCAAAACUCUAUACACACAAGCCCAAGCACUUGUAGAUAAAGAAAGCAUGAUUAUGCCGUAUAGCACCCCCAACGGCCACGUGCAUAUCUUGCGCCAUUUGUCACCAGACAUUGUGUACAUUCAGGAAUCAUUAUCAGGCGCCGAGGGCGAUUCCGUCAAGCAGCUCUCCGACUGGGUGAGGUACGUGGUUGUCGUUGUCGGCGACGAAGGCGGUCGUGGUGGCUUGAUUGAUAGCGAGGAUGAGUCGGCGCUUGCAGGAGAGCACCGCGAGAAGUGGUGGCACAAAGAAGGUGUGACAGGUAUCGGAAAACAUAUCGAUAUCGUUGACAGUCUGAAAGCUGGCGACGAUUGGAGGCGACGAGUCUCGGGUCAUGACUAA